AUGAAUGAUAACGAAUGGAAUUUAUAUCGAAAUCGACGAUUUUACAUAUAUUGUGUUCUCGUAUCUUUACUUUGCUUUUUAAUAUUUCUUCAAACUAUUGUCUGUCGACUUAUAUGUUUAAAUGCUGGACGAGUUCUUCAUAAUAAAAUGUUUAAACGAGUAAUUCGAUGUCCAAUAUCAUUUUUUGAUACAAAUCCCGUUGGUCGAAUAUUGAAUCGUUUUACAAACGAUAUUGCUGCAAUGGAUGAUUCUUUACCAAUGACUGUACUCGAAUUUCUUGUGUGUUUAUCUCAAGUUUUGGGUACAAUUAUUCUAGUUGUAUUACUCAAUCCAUGGUCAUUUAUUCCAGCAAUAAUUGCUGCAAUUGGCAUGCUCUUUGUGAGAUAUCGAUUUGCUCCAUGUUCACGUGAUUUAAAACGACUUGUAGGAAUAACACGAAGUCUUGUUUAUUCACAAUUAACAUCAACUAUUCAUGGACUCAAAGUUAUUCGAUCUUAUCAUGCUGAAAAUAUUUGUUCUGAAGAAUUUUAUCAUCAUCUCGAUAAUAAUACACGAGUUUAUUAUUUGUGUGCAAUAUUAAAUAGAUGGUCAGCAAUGCGUUUCGAUUGGGUAACUCUAAUAUUUAUUGCUUUGGUUAUUACACUGCCUAUAAUUGUUUGUAUAAGUCAACGUCAAUUUUCAGCUGUAGAAAUUGCUUUUACACUCACAUACAAAAACGCUAUUUAUUUUAGACAAUCAGUGGAAGUUGAAAUUCAAAUGACAUCAGUUGAACGAAUACUUGAAUAUUGUUCACUUGAACAAGAACCACCUAAUCAAUUGCCAUCAAAAUAUCGAUCAGCAACAAAUUGGCCAUCACAAGGUCGUAUCAUUUUUGAAAAUGUUUCGAUGUCUCAUUCGAAAGAAUUACAUUCACCAUUGGUUCUUCAUCAUAUAUCAUUAAUAAUUGAACCUGGUGAAAAAAUUGGUAUUGUGGGAAGAACAGGUGCUGGUAAAAGUUCAUUCAUUCAAACUCUUUUUCGAAUGGGUACACUCGUCAAUGGUCACAUUAUUAUUGAUAAUAUUGAUAUAGCAACUAUUGAUUUAGAUGAUGUUCGACGUCGUAUUUCAAUUAUUCGACAAGAUCCUAUUCUUUUUACUGGUACAAUGAGAAGCAAUCUUGAUCCAUUUGGUCUUUAUUCAGAUGCUGAAAUAUGGAAUGCACUUGAACAAGUACAAUUGAAGAAAUUAGUAACAGAUAUGAUGUCCAAUGGUCUUCAUUCAUUAGUAAGUGAAAGUGGAUCUAAUUUGAGUGUUGGUCAAAAACAACUGGUAUGUUUAGCAAGAGCUUUAUUGAAAAAAAGUAAAAUUCUUGUAAUUGAUGAAGCAACUGCUAAUGUGGAUAAUAUAACGGAUGAAUUGAUUCAAAGAGCUAUUCGUGAUAAAUUUAAAGAAUGUACAGUAUUGACAGUUGCACAUCGUUUGCGUACAGUGAUUGAUAGUGAUCGUAUCAUUGUACUUAGUAAUGGGAAAUUGGUUAAAUUUUAUUCACCUCAAGUAUUACUUUCGAAUGACUACUCUCAUUUUAGUUUACUAGUAGAACAGACAGGAGCAGCUGAAGCGGAAUAUCUUCGAACAUUAACCAAUUCUAUUGAAUCAUAUACAAGGCGAAAAAAAGAAACAUGUAAUUUAGAUGAUGAGUGGACAUUAGAAACUAAUGAAAUGGAUCCUCUUGUUCCUUCAUUGAAAUCAUUAUAA
Messenger RNA from Rotaria sp. Silwood1, 1734 nucleotides. The record is from the annotation of a GenBank genome assembly. NCBI's taxonomy places the organism in Eukaryota, Metazoa, Rotifera, Eurotatoria, Philodinida, Philodinidae.